This is a messenger RNA of Cynoglossus semilaevis (tongue sole), 611 nucleotides long. RefSeq names its product hepcidin-like. The transcript is spliced from 5 exons. The record is from RefSeq and is a predicted model, not a curated record. NCBI's taxonomy places the organism in Eukaryota, Metazoa, Chordata, Actinopteri, Pleuronectiformes, Cynoglossidae. The coding region runs from base 82 to 465 and encodes 127 amino acids.
AUACCAGGACAGUUUUCCUCAUUGAACCAACCAAACCCAGCUUCACAAAAACUACCAAAGAAAAACUAUUCAUCUGUAAGGAUGAAGACGUGCAGGGUGACAGUAGCUGUGGCCAUGAUGCUCUGCUUCAUUUAUACUGAGGUCUCUGCUGUCCCUGCCCCUGGGAAGACAGAGACAGUGAUCCUGGGUCAAGAUCUAGGUGAAACAAGAGAGCUAGUGUAUCACCCAAAUGAAGGUGAAAGGGUCUUCAUACUGGCAAAACGGGAUGUGGCUAACCAGCAGGAGGAGCUGGUGAUGGAUGAAAGCUGGGAUGCAUUUAAAGAAGCAGCUGAAGUGGUGCCUUCCAGAGUGAGAGAGAAACGUGGAUGCACAAAGUGCUGCAUCAUGUGCUGCUCUGCCCCUGGCAAGUGCAAACAGUGCUGUGACUGCUGUGUUAACCCUGGCAACAGCAGGAUCACUUUCUGACCCUGCAACAGCAGCUGUAACAAUGCGAUCUUCCACACAACAGCCCAAUAAUGCUCUGUGUCACUGCAAGUAUAAAAGAUUGUGUUAACUUGUGGUUUUCACUUUACCAAGUGCAUCAUGGGAAUAAAUGUGGAAUUUUCAAAAGA